Messenger RNA from Paraglomus occultum, 462 nucleotides. Lineage: Eukaryota; Fungi; Glomeromycota; Glomeromycetes; Paraglomerales; Paraglomeraceae. The record is from the annotation of a GenBank genome assembly.
AUGUCCUCUUCCGAACCUACUUCGCGUACUCGUCAAGCAUCACAAAUCCACCGCUUCCCGAUCCUUUCACCAUCACGUUACCAUGGCCCGCCUACACCUUAUGCUCAACCUGUCGAAUUGACUUGUUUCUCGUUCGACGGUACUCGUACACUUCAUCUUGACGAUCGCGAACUCAAGUACUACUAUCCACCUGACCUCACAUCUUGUGACCUCUCUGAAGGAUAUGACACUUUUAUCCAACGAGACGACUCUACGCCAGAUCCGAUUGAUGCUUUACUUGAUGCAUUAGUUGAUUAUGAAAAGGUGGUUGGAGACAAAGUUGCAAGAAAGGCGAAUUUUGUGACCUGGAGGGGAAUAAUCACAAAAAUUCUCUGCACGCCUUAUAAUAGGAAUGAGCCAUGGGUACUAGGCGCAACUUUGUGGAAUGUAAGUGAAGAGAAAAGAGAAAAGGGUUUGAAUUGA